Messenger RNA from Helobdella robusta, 1509 nucleotides. RefSeq lists its product as hypothetical. Lineage: Eukaryota; Metazoa; Annelida; Clitellata; Rhynchobdellida; Glossiphoniidae. The record is from RefSeq and is a predicted model, not a curated record. The coding region runs from base 1 to 1509 and encodes 502 amino acids. The transcript has 3 exons.
AUGGCACCGGUCCUAUACCAAUGCACGGUUUGUUUAAAUCAUUAUAAAAUAAAACCGGACGGUAAACUAUAUCGACAUGGAGGCAAAGUGAAGGGCCAGGAAUGCCCUGGUUCGUUCAAGGCAGCCGACCAGCCUCCGGCUGGUUCAUCGGCUUCCGCGCGACCGCCGCUUACCGCUGCACCUGUCAUCAACCCUCAUGUUGCUACACGCGGUUCUUCGGCGUCGGUCUCGGAGAGUCCCUCCCAAGUGGAUUUUUUUCAUGUUUUUGACAGGCUGACGGUCGUUUUGAGGACUGCCCAUCUGUAUGAUCACGUUCCCAAACCGUGCAGAGACAAGGUAUCUAAAGCAUUGUCGGCUUUAUUGACGGCCGUUUGCGAUGAUCCCUGCGACGCGGCCGAUUGGUGCAGGCUCCAAUGUUUUUUCGCAUUUGUUUUGUUCAAGCCAACCAGGGGCGGUCGCAGGACUAAUCAAGCCAAUUACGUUAUUAAACGGUUGGCCGAAUUCAGUUCGACCGAGGUCGAGUUUAUUGUGGCAAGCUUCAACACUGACCACAACACCAAACCGCGUAAGCACAAUCCAAACAGUUGGAUUAGUGCAGUAACCACUCGGAUUGAACAGGGCAGUCUCUCGGCGGCCGUCAGACUUGCUUGUUCGCCCGCAGGCCUGGCGGAGAGCUCGCCUGAGACACUCGCUAAACUCAAAGCUAUUCAUCCCAGUGCUCCAUUGAACAGGCGAACUUUCCCCGCGCAGGAGCCGUCCAAUGGUCGCGUUUCACCAGCCCAGGUGUUGACGGCUUUAAAGUCGUUUAAUAAUGGUUCAUCGGGAGGCCUUGAUGGCUUGAGGCCUCAGCACAUAAAGGAUUUACUUUCCGGUCCGACGCCCACCGAUGAAUUGUUAAAUAACCUCACCCGAUUUGCCCUCGAACGUGUCUCUCUUCUCCCGGUCCACGACGCGCUGACAAUCAUCCGCGGCGCUCUCAGUUUGCCGAAAUUGAUGUAUUUUUUGCGCACAUCCAACUUUGUUAAUGCGGCCAUUUUGGGCGAAUUUGAGGGUGCUCUGCGGGUGGCCCUCUCAGCAAUAUGUAACGAACCGUCGGGCAUUGCGGCGCACGACGGUAAGCGCCCUGACGGGUGUACCUUGAUCCCUUGGAGAGCCGGCAGGUGCUUGGCGUGGGACGUUACCGUUUCGGGCACCUUUGCUGAGCGCUACGUGCAGCUUACUAGCAAAGAAAGCGGUUUGGCUGCAACCAGGGCAUCUGACGAGAAGAUCAAAAAGUACGACGGAGCUCUCCCCUCGAUGGAGUUUUUACCGAUUUGUAUCGAGGUCCUCGGCCCCAUGGACCGUAACACCUCCGGGUUUUUCAAUCGGAUUUGUAAAAAUAUCAGUAUUAGGUCAGGCGAUAGUAGGGAAUAUUUUUUUGCUAUGAAUAAUAUCUCGUGCAUUCUGCAGCGGUUUUUGCGCGUCUGUGUGUUGGAAAAUGUGGAGUUGAAUGCCGACGGGGUUGAGUGA